Vicia faba (fava bean) is the source of this 1095-nucleotide messenger RNA. Lineage: Eukaryota; Viridiplantae; Streptophyta; Magnoliopsida; Fabales; Fabaceae. The record is from the annotation of a GenBank genome assembly.
AUGCAAGGGAAACAACAUAUUGAAUCUUCUAGCAAAGUAAACAAUAUCAAGCAUCAUGACGAAACACCGCCUAAUGUUCGAGUACGGAAACUAAAGGAUCAGCUCAUCCAAGCUAAAGUUCAUCUUUCCCUUCAGGCAGUUAGGAACAUUCCCCAUCUCACUCGGGAACUUCGGCUACGGGUAAAGGAAGUUUCACGAACAAUUGGAGAGGCAAGCAAAGAUUCUGACUUGCCAAGGAAUGCAAAUGUGAGAAUGAAGGAAAUAGAGCAAUCAUUGAUGAAAGCAAGGCAAAUUCAAGAUGAUUGUGCCACAUCCUUGACAGCUAAAACACUGCCUAAAGGUCUCCAUUGUCUUCCGUUGCGCCUUACAACUGAAUACUAUAACUUGAACUCUUCUCAGCAACAAUUCCCCAAUCAAGAGAAGUUAGAAGACCCUGGACUAUACCAUUAUGCAAUAUUCUCAGAUAACAUAUUGGCCACAGCUGUUGUUGUGAAUUCUACUGCUGCCCAUGCUAAGGAUUCCUCCAAACAUGUUUUCCACAUUGUAACUGAUAGGCUCAAUUAUGCGGCAAUGAGGAUGUGGUUUUUGGCCAAUCCACCUGGAAAGGCGGCAGUUCAAGUUCAAAACAUUGAAGAUUUUGCAUGGUUGAACUCGAGUUACAGUCCAGUUCUUAAGCAGCUAAGUUCUCCUUCAAUGAUAGAUUAUUACUUUAAGGCUCACCGUGCUUCUUCUGAUUCGAACCUCAAGUUUCAGAAUCCUAAGUAUUUAUCUAUAUUGAACCAUCUCCGCUUCUACUUGCCCGAAAUAUUUCCAAACCUCAAGAAAGUGCUGUUUUUGGAUGACGAUGUAAUUAUGCAGAAGGAUCUUACUGGUCUUUGGUCAAUUAACUUGAAGGGAAAUGUAAAUGGUGCUGUCGAAACUUGUACAGAAAGUUUUCAUCGGUUUGAUCGUUACCUCAACUUCUCAAAUCCUCUUAUUGCAAAGAAUUUCGACCCCCGUGCUUGUGGAUGGGCAUAUGGUAUGAAUGUUUUUGAUCUGGUCGAAUGGAAGAAACAAAACAUCACAGAGUUAAAGGCUAUUGUAAGUCCUGAAUAG